Messenger RNA from Prunus armeniaca (apricot), 1917 nucleotides. NCBI's taxonomy places the organism in Eukaryota, Viridiplantae, Streptophyta, Magnoliopsida, Rosales, Rosaceae. The record is from the annotation of a GenBank genome assembly.
AUGGCAGGAACUAUAGCUGUGGAGACUGUUGUGAACUCCAGCUUCCUGCAAAUCUUCUUAUGGGAGCGCUUCAAAGGGAUAGAGGUAUCUCCACUUCCCUAUCCAAAGGCUAAAUCACUUGUUGAUUCCGCCGCCGGUUCUUAUGUGCCAGAUAAUCUCCCCUUGAUAUGUAGAUGGUCUCGUAGAAUGCAAAGAAAAGGCCAAAAAAUUUUAGAGUUACUGGAUGAUGUUGAGAAAUUUAUCUUUCGUCCCUAUUGUGCUUUAUCAGAGGAAUUUAGAAGUAUACCCCUCUAUGCUGAUUGUGAUGUUUUAGUCGAGGCCUUGGCCAUGCCAGCACAAGGUUGUCGGUUACGUAGAGAGGUAUUGUUAAGUGCUGCAUGCCUUCCUUUGCCCACGCUUGAUGAUGAUCACUCGGAGGUUUCUGUGCAUUAUUCCCCUUACCGAGUCAGACGACAGCUUGGGUUUGACCAGGGCGUGCCUUCUCGUCCCAACCAUGGAGAUUCCUUGACCUUGCACAGGGUUUUUUGGACAGGAGACAGUGUGUCGGGAGACGGCAGACCUCUUGCCCUUGCUCUGGCUAGCCGGCAGCGGCACUGGGAAAAGUGUUGCACAUGGGAAAUGGAAGCGGAGGAGAGCUGCAGCGUUGAGAAAAGGCAAGCUAUAAAGGGACCUAAAAAAUUCAUCCCUAAGGUAGCAGCAAGUGGUCCCCCCAGCUCAAAAAAGGGUGCCUUGCCAGAGCCUUUAUCGCAGCAACAGCCUGUAGCUUCUAGCAGCAGCAAACAAGCAGUGCCAAGGGUUUCGUCUCCUUUCAGUACUCCUCAAAAUAAAGGCAAAGGUAAGGAAGUUCCCGUGAUCCCGAAGCGUCGAAGCAUGCGCAUUCUCGAAACACGGUUUGCCAAUACCUGCAAGAACAAAGGCGAAGACUUGGGACCCAAAGUAAUGGUAACGGUUGAUGAUGAUAAUGAUGAUGGCAGCGAUGAAAGUGGUGCUCCAGAGACUGAGAUUAGCACCCACAAGCAAGAAAGCACUCACAAUACAAGUGGCAUGGAUGAGGACCUUGAUGAAGACCAAUACUAUAGCCAUGAUGAAGACACAUAUCCGGAUUUCGACAUUAACUUGGAGGAGCCCGAUGCCUCAGAUACACCUCUCGAAUUGGCUAGUGACCGUGGGCAGCAUGUUGACAUUGAAUUGGUCGUGCCCACCGUUGAGGACACUACAGGUGCCUCAUCGGAGGCCGGUUUUGACUUUCCCGCUAUUGUUGCUGAUGUUGUCCUGAGUCUUCCAGCAGUGCAACCUCCUUCUCCUCCUAACCUGGGCACAUCUGCCAUGGCUGCUGACACCUCUCCGCCACUUCUAGCAAUUAUUCCCCCUACUUCUCCUAUUCUAGACACAUCCGACAUGGCUGUUGACACCUCUCCGCCACUUCCAGCAAUUCUUCCUCCUACUUCUCCUAUUCUAGACACAUCCGACAUGGCCGCCGGCACCUCUCCACCACUUCCAGCAGUGCUAUCCUCCACUCCUCCUAUCCUGGGCACAUCCGACAUGGCUGCCGGCACCUCUCCACCCCUUCCAACAGUGCUACCCCUUGCUGAAAUUGUUGACAACAGCCAUAGGAAUGGUGAUACUUUUAUCGCAGGUACCUCUAGAGGGCAUUCAUCUGAGAAAAGCAUGUCUUGGCAGGAUUGGAAAAAUUCUUACACAGCAUUCAAAGCCCUUUUUGACGGCGGUGUCACGAUUCUUCGAUCCAUCGACGAGCUUCUUCCACUUUGCCACAAAUUCAAUCGUUAUGUGGCAUUCCAAGGCGCACUUGUGUAUCCAAAGACGGUUGCAAUCUUGAGAAAAUUUAUUGACAAAUAUGAGAGUUUUAUGGAAGCUUCCGACAUCACCUCUUCCUUCUCAAGGUGUGCUGCCUUCUGA